AUGAAGUCUAUUUAUACGCCAGAGAAAGUGAUACCAGUAUAUGCGACAUUAACUGGUAUCGGUAUAGCACUUACUAUAACCCGCAUCUGGGUUCGAACACGAUACAUCAGAGUCUCCGUGGGUGCCGACGAUGCUGCCGCUGUAGCAGCAGCCGUGUUCGUAACAGGGGCCGUCGGCUUGCAGAUCACGAAUGCGAUCUUAGGCACGGCCGGUGACGAUGUCAAGCUGGCCGAGACACAGAGACGAGCACGCAUUGCACUGAAAGCCAACUGGAUCAACCCUCUACUAGAGGCCUUCGCAUUCGGUCUCAUCAAGUUAUCCCUCUCAUUCUUUUACCGCCGCAUUUUCGGGGUCUGGCCGACGUUUCGCAGGAUCAACAAUGCUGUUAUCGUGCUCUUGGUGGGGUAUUCUCUCGCGUUCGGCUUCGGCCAACUCUUCCUCUGCGGCACCAACUUCUACCUCAUCUGGGUUGACCUAGACCAGCAUACUGCCAGAGAGCGCUGUGCCGAGAGAGGUCACUUUCAGUUCUUCUUCGCUCUCUUCAGCGUAUUGACUGAUAUACUGGUUGUUGGACUACCGUUGCUAUUCGUGGCGAAAUUGCAGAUGUCCACGAGAAGGAAAUGGGCGUCAGCUGUGGUAUUUUUCUUAGGUUUCGCGUCAACUGGGGCUAGUAUUGCGCGUUUGAUAUAUGUCUCCGAGGCUCUGAAGUACGGCUGGUUCAGCUUCAACUUCAAGCCCGCCCCCGGGGAGCCGGCUAUACCUUCGCCAAUCUUCGAGACACUUAAUCCUACUCUUCUUGCCACGAUUGAGAUGAGUCUCGGUCUAUGGGGCGCAAAUCUGCCUGCACUAUCACCUCUGUUGCGCAACUUCCACCCGCUGCGCCGUGUUGGAGAAUUAUAUGGAAGGUUCACGUCAUUAUGGUCGUCUACAUCAGUAACAGACAAACGACUUUUGAGUACAGAAGAAAGCAAAGAUGGAGAGCGAAAACAAAGUUCCGUAUACUAG
This is a messenger RNA of Xylaria bambusicola, 1005 nucleotides long. RefSeq lists its product as uncharacterized. The record is from RefSeq and is a predicted model, not a curated record. The transcript is spliced from 2 exons. The coding region runs from base 1 to 1005 and encodes 334 amino acids. NCBI's taxonomy places the organism in Eukaryota, Fungi, Ascomycota, Sordariomycetes, Xylariales, Xylariaceae.